This is a messenger RNA of Linum trigynum, 3008 nucleotides long. NCBI's taxonomy places the organism in Eukaryota, Viridiplantae, Streptophyta, Magnoliopsida, Malpighiales, Linaceae. The record is from the annotation of a GenBank genome assembly.
CUCCCUUCUCACUCUUUCUGCAUUUCCACCCUUUCCUGUAACAAGAAAACAACAAAGAAAAGCUUCGCCCUUCAUAGUUUACAGGAGAAAGAGGAGAGAAAAAAAAAAAAUACAAACAAACAAACAAGCAUUCUUACAUGAGGAAAUUGUGCCCAAACAUCGACAAAGACGACGGGCUCGAGACGGUCCUCGAGAUCCCGAUCCCUGAAGAGAUGUUCACCGGCAUGGGAAGCAACACCACGCUGCGACUGCAGAACAUGCUCAGCUGGAUGAGAGCACAGACUUCCGACAAAUGGUCCCAGCCCGUCAUCGCCAGCCGGAUCAACGAGCUCCGCUUCCUUCUCUACCUCGUCGGAUCUCCCCUCAUUCCUCUUCAGGUCCAAGUCGGCCACGCCGUCCACAAGGCCGUCCGAGAUUCCUCCAUUCAAGCGUCGACGGCCAAGUACAUCUUGCAUCAGUACAUAGCGGCGACGGGAGGCCAGCCGGCGCUGAACGCGGUGCACAGCAUGUGCGUGAUCGGGUCGGUGAAGAUCUGCGCGUCGGAGUUCCAUCAAGGGGACCAGACCAUCAACGUGAAGAACACAGAGGAAGCCGGCGGGUUCGUCCUGUGGCAGAAAGAUCCGGACCUGUGGAUCUUGGAGCUGGUGGUUUCCGGGUGUAAAGUCAUCUGCGGAAGCAACGGGAAGCUCUCUUGGAGGCAUUCUUCCAACCAGCAAACCCCAAUUUCCAGAGGAUCUCCCCGCCCACUCCGCCGCUUCCUCCAGGGAUUGGAUCCGAGGUCGACGGCGAACCUGUUCGCCGACGCGACGUGCAUCGGGGAGAAGAUAAUCGACAACGAGGAUUGCUUCAUACUGAAGCUGGAGACGAGCCCGGCGAUCCGAGAAGCGCAGAGCGGGCCCAACUUCGAGAUCAUCCACCACACCAUUUGGGGCUACUUCAGCCAGAGGUCUGGGCUUCUGGUCCAGUUCGAGGACUCCCGGCUGUUGCGGAUGAGGACCAAAGACGACUACGACGUCUUCUGGGAGACAAGCAUGGAGUCGGUGAUGGAGGAUUACAAGUACGUCGAAGGUGUCAAUAUUGCCCACAGCGGCAAGACCAGGGUCACAGUCUACCGCUACGGCGAGCAGUCGGCGAACCACAAGAGGGAGAUUCGGGAGACUUGGAAGAUCGACGAGGUCGAUUUCAAUGUCUGGGGACUGACCGCCGAGAACUUCUUGCCGCCGGCCGAUCUGGUUGUUACCCCCAGUAAAAAGAAGGAGAAAAAGGAGAAGAAAGAAAAACACAAGAAACAUAAAGAGAAGAAGGAGAAGAAACACCACCGGUGAUAAAUACUUUUUUUGUUUUUCUUCUCACUCUUACCGUCUUACACAAGUUAACUAGCUGUAAUUUGCGUGCAUCGUUUUGAGAAAAUGAUCAUGGCGCAAGCUGACAAUGUUGUGCCGUUUUGGUAAUAUAUAGCUUUAUGUUUUUAGGAUUUAGAGCACUUCGAUCAGUUAUUAACAGGCCAGCACUACUCUUCAAAUACAGCCAAUGUCCUGCAACAGAACAACAUUCAAUCUUGUAACGGCUUUAGUGAAAUCCCCAAUUCCUAAACAAUGUCUAAUCACAGCGACUCGAACUCAAAGAUAGGACGGUUCGUGUUUCGACACCAUGAGAAAGGAUCAUCCUUGAAAGCAGCACGACGUUUGUACUCAGAAAGAGAUGAGAUCGUCCUUGGAUGAUGAUGAUGAUGAAGGUGGCUUCUUAGGGUCUUCCGAUGAUGUGUUGGCGCCGCCUUUCUUCCCAAAUAUCAUUUCGUCGAGAUCAUCCAUCAUGUCAUCGUUGCUCCCCUCCCCAUGUGCCCCGACCCGUGAGCCUGCUGGCUUUCUGAUCAAUGCAUCUGCUUCUUUUGCAUGAGUAGGGGAGUCCUCGGCCUCGACUGCGACUGGGAUCAUGGCAGGUUCAGGUUCAGAAUGCACCGCAGAUGGCCUCUCCAUCUCUUCGUACUUGGACAGAGCUUUCAGAAUCUCGUCGUUAACAUUUAAAGCUUCAAAAAGCAAGGCCUCAUUGUCCCCUGCCGUCUCAAUGAUUCUUUGGACAGUCGACUGGCACUGCCGACAUUGCUGGACAAGGGUACUAGUCAAAUCAUCCUACAAAAGCAAGAGACCAAAUCCCAACUCAGAUCUUCAUAUCAUACAAGAAUUACAAUUGAAAAACAAACGCCUUGAGUCUAGUGGUAAUACCACUAGCUUUGAACCUGUUUUGUCUAGCAUCAUGUAUGAAAACAACAUAGAGUACACAGCACAAAACAUGCCAAUGACACAGCAAUGGAUGCAUUACUGAGUUGCAUACAUCAUGCCCAACGAAUUCAGAGAAACUUACACCUUACAAUGACCGCCUAAACUUCUCAAUUUUCUCCAGCUCAUUCAAUUCGAUUCAAUGUUAAAGAACUCUCGUUAGCACUUAGCAAGUCUCAGUCUUGAAUCACCCCAACAUAUAAAGGCACUCGAAGCAAUAUUCACUAGGUUUCAACAUACAUAAUAGUAUAAUAACAGCACCGAAGGACAUUUUGAGCAGGCAUCUUACAUAUACAAUUUAGUCCUCAAUGAUCUAUAAGACCACCGGAGAGUACUAUUUUUAUAUCAAAACCAAAACCAUACAGUGAGUAUCGUGAGGGUCAGUCAGAUAAAAAGUACCUUCAAAGCAUCUUGUCCGGGAGAUGAAGAUAAAACUGUAGUGAGAAGUUCAAUGCUAUUCCUGGCCACAUCAAAAGCUUCCUUCGUUUGCUCAGCAGUAAGGCUUUCAACAACAACUUCGUGAUGAGUCUGCUCUGCCAGAUUGGCAUCCACUUCUGGUGCUGAAAUGGAACGAGGAGGGGUGAAGAUAGGUACCAAACUCUCAUUGUCACGACCAGGGAACCGGAUGCCCCUUGAUUUUAAGCUCUGCACAAAAGGAGGAAUUCAUGAAAACCCAAGCAAAAUACAGCUCAGGGUAUACGUAAGAUGAGCUAAUAAACCUAUGACUCUGAA